AUGAAAUGUCCACUGACUCUAGAACACCAGGAUGGAGAAAAACCAUGGAGCUAUUACAGACCAGGAGACCAUCUCAUUGCUGUUAUCACCAGUGGAACAAAAAUAUCUCCUAUAAUGCUCCCUUUCAAUGCAGCUCCUUCUAGUCAGUCUAACUCACACAGAGAAGGGAGAGAGUUCCAUGAGGACUUUGAGUCCUAUGCUGAAGACAUCAUUUCUGUCAAAGGCCGGAGAAGAUGCACUCAGAAAUCUCCACUGAAGACCAAAGUGGAAAGAAAUUGGCUCUUGUACCUAGGUAACUACCAUGUUUACGCUUUGAUUAAUACUCUGGCCCAUGCCUUGAAUGCUGCGUAUUCCUCCAUAUCCAAGAGGAGAAGAAAAGAGGGAGAAGAGAAGCUGGGAACUCAAAGGCUGCAGCCAUGGCAGUUCCAUCCAUUUCUGAAGAAGAAUGAGUUUUGCAAUCUUUCCCACAUGAAACUGUACUUGGACCAAAAUGGGGAUGUGACAGCAGAUCUGAACAUCGUAAGCUUUAUAGUUCAGUCCAGGGAGGAUCCCGUUAGAAAGCAAGUGGGGAGUUUUGAAAGACAGAGACUUAUUAUCAAUCCAGAUGCUCUUUCACAGCUAAGGUUGCUCAAUAAGGUGGGUGAAACAUUGGUGUCUUUUCUCUGUUUUCCAAAGCCUUGA
Pantherophis guttatus is the source of this 681-nucleotide messenger RNA. NCBI's taxonomy places the organism in Eukaryota, Metazoa, Chordata, Lepidosauria, Squamata, Colubridae. The record is from RefSeq and is a predicted model, not a curated record.